GACCCAGAAGGGAAGUGGUGACGGGACGGAAGGCCAGGCCUCCCCACACUCACUCAUCUGUGAGAAAGAGCAAAAGCAAGUGAAAGCUGUUCAACGUUCACUUGAACACUGGGUGGGUGUUCAAUAGGAGAUCUGACCGGGACCCGGGGCCAGGUCCCUCCAGGACUCUGCGACGCCCAGUGGGAUCGGGGAGCUCAGCCACAGACCACCCAGCUGUCUGCAGUCAGUGCCGUUAUCACUCCCCGGCCCACAGAGGGGGUAAGUGACUUACCUAAUGUCACAUGACCGUUCGGCGAGGCACUGGAUUGAACUCAGACUCUCCGCUCCACAGCCACCCUUUCACCACCAGGGUGUCCUGCCUUACACGGUCAGGCCUAAUGAGCAGACCGUGGGGCCCAGAAAGAACCCCAAAAGAUCGGCUGGAAGAGGCCUUAGAGAUCAGCUGGUGUCGUAUCCACAAUCAAAGGGCCAUGAUCCUUGUCCCUGGCACCCUCGGGCUUUAAACACAGCUGGAGCGUGGGGGCAGCUGUCACCAUGGCGCUCAUUCUUUCACUUCACACUUUCAGUUCAGGGAAACCAGACAGGAGGCCGGGUUUCCUGUUGCUCUGUGCAUCCUGUUGCUGUCAGAUGUCAUUUUGUUAGGCCCUCCAUCCAAAGGCCUGCAUUUCCUGCCCUUGCCGGAUUCGGACAACACCACCGGUCCGUGGCCACACCAGACCUGGGGGAAGCACAGAAUGCCAGCAGCCACCUCUCCGGCGUCCCUCUUCUAGGCUGGCCUCUGCAUGGGCAAAGGCUUCUUGGUGAGCCCAGCAGGAGCCGAGGGACCCACCCCAUGGAGAGACGCUGGGUGAUGGAGGCAGCCAAUGGCUGCAAGGAUGGCUUGGAUUUCAACCCCAUGAAAGAGUACAUGGUCCUGAACGGUUCCCAAAGGAUCGCUAUUGCGGUGCUGUGCACCACCCUGGCCCUGCUAAGCGCCCUGGAGAACCUGGCUGUGCUCUACCUGAUCCUGUCCUCCCACCGGCUCCGGAGGAAGCCUUCCUACCUGUUCAUCAGCAGCCUGGCUGUGGCCGACUUCCUGGCCAGUGUGAUCUUUGCUUGCAACUUUGUAAAUUUCCACGUCUUCCACGGCAUAGAUUCUAAGGCUGUCUUCCUGCUGAAGAUUGGCAGCGUGACCAUCACCUUCACAGCCUCUGUAGGCAGCCUACUGCUGACCGCCAUCGACCGCUACCUCUGUCUGUGCUACCCACCCACGUACAAAGCACUACUCACCCGUGGGAGGGCACUGGCCACCCUGGGCAUCAUGUGGGUCCUCUCAGCCUUGGUCUCCUACCUGCCCCUUAUGGGAUGGACCUGCUGUCCCCAUCCCUGCUCUGAGCUUUUCCCCCUGAUUCCCAAUGACUAUCUGCUGGGCUGGCUCCUGUUCAUUGCCUUCCUCUUCUUCGGCAUCAUCUACACGUAUGGGCAUGUUCUCUGGAAGGCCCAUCAGCAUGUAGCCAGCUUAGCUGAACACCAGGACAGGCAGGUGCCAGGGAUGGCACGGAUGAGACUGGAUGUGAGGUUGGCCAAGACCCUGGGGGUGGUGCUGGCUGUGCUUUUCAUAUGCUGGUUCCCGGUACUGGCCCUCAUGGUCUACAGCCUGACCGCCACCCUAAGCGACGAGGUCAGGAUGGUCUUCGCCUUCUGCUCCUUGCUCUGCCUUGUCAACUCCAUGGUCAACCCCAUUAUCUAUGCCCUGAGGAGUGGGGAGAUCCGCUCCUCCGCCCACCACUGUCUGGGCCGCUGGAGGAAGCAUCUGAGGAGACGUGGCUUUGAAGGAAACAAAGAGCUCCCCAGGUCCUCAGUCACUGAGACAGAGGCUGAUGUGAAAAUCAACCCAUGGCCAGAUUCCAGAGGACCGUACUGAUGAUUGCUGACGGGGCCUCUCACAGUUUUAAACAAGCUGAGCCAAUCAUUUUACUCCCCAGAGGAGAGAGGGCACCCUUGAACC
This is a messenger RNA of Hyaena hyaena (striped hyena), 1987 nucleotides long. RefSeq names its product cannabinoid receptor 2 (gene CNR2). The record is from RefSeq and is a predicted model, not a curated record. Gene Ontology annotation, biological process: cannabinoid signaling pathway. Gene Ontology annotation, cellular component: membrane. The coding region runs from base 275 to 1903 and encodes 542 amino acids. Gene Ontology annotation, molecular function: cannabinoid receptor activity. The transcript is spliced from 5 exons. Lineage: Eukaryota; Metazoa; Chordata; Mammalia; Carnivora; Hyaenidae.